Molecule: messenger RNA, 402 nt
Organism: Anisakis simplex (herring worm)
Lineage: Eukaryota; Metazoa; Nematoda; Chromadorea; Rhabditida; Anisakidae
Source: the annotation of a GenBank genome assembly
CAAGUAUGGCACGUUAUAAACUCAUCGGAUGAAAUGAGCGACGAAAAUGAAGUGAACAUCGGGAGGAAAAAGAAGAAAAAGAAAAAGAAAGAAAAACGCGAAGACAACAAAAAAGUUGUAUCAAAACAAAAACGUGGAAGAUUGCCGAAGAGAGCAACUGCGAAGCGACUGAAAAGAGAUGAACGAGUGGAUAGUAUCGAACUGGAUGCGCCAACAGAUGGUGAUCAAAAUGAAAAUGAUGUGAACGAGAGUGGAAGCGAUAACGAUGAGCACGGUAGUGUCAGUGUGACUGAACUCGGUAAUAGCGAUAAUGACAACUCUGAAGUGGAUAGUGAUCGAGAACAACAACAACAACAAUUGAUUCAGUUGCCAAAGCGGUGGAGACGAGAUGAAAUCGAAAGA